Halteromyces radiatus is the source of this 5592-nucleotide messenger RNA. Its product is annotated as family 48 glycosyltransferase. The transcript has 4 exons. The coding region runs from base 1 to 5445 and encodes 1814 amino acids. Gene Ontology annotation, biological process: fungal-type cell wall polysaccharide biosynthetic process; (1->3)-beta-D-glucan biosynthetic process. Gene Ontology annotation, cellular component: plasma membrane; 1,3-beta-D-glucan synthase complex. Lineage: Eukaryota; Fungi; Mucoromycota; Mucoromycetes; Mucorales; Cunninghamellaceae. Gene Ontology annotation, molecular function: 1,3-beta-D-glucan synthase activity. The record is from RefSeq and is a predicted model, not a curated record.
AUGAUCAAUAUUGUAAGUACACAUAUUAAAUUGUUUAACCACUUCUUAUUCCCUUCUCGUUUUCUUUUUAUAGGCAACCAAAAGAAUGAAAAUGAUGAUCAAUAUAGUAAUCGAAAUCGUUUUAGAAUACAAGCACCGCAUUCAUUAAAUUCAUCAGCCGCAGUAGCAACAGCAACAACAACAUCAAUUCAAUCAACUAUCAAACUUUAUGAUCAAGUCAAACAAGAGCUUCAAGAUACUGGACGAUAUCUAAAAUGUGCACCUUCCUCUGAAUCCCUUUUGGCUCUUAUUGGAUGUGAUGAAACAAAGAGGAAAAGCCAUAAAAUUAAUUCUUCAUUUGACGACAAAUCAACAACAUCUACUUCUAUCGAUGAUUAUGAACAAUAUCCUUCCUGGUAUCAAGCAAUUUCAUCCUCAUCAACAUCAUCUGAUAUACCUGACAUGCUGACCAUUCACAAUUUGUUUUCGACAUUGCAAACCAGUUUUGGAUUCCAAAUGGAUAGUAUGCGCAAUAUGAUGGAUCAUUUGUUGACAUUAUUGGAUUCUAGAGCAUCUCGCAUGUCAGCAACUCAAGCCAUCGUCACUUUACAUGCUGAUUAUGUUGGUGGACCUCAAGCUAAUUAUAGAAAAUGGUACUUUUUGACUCAACUCACGAUCACUGAUAAUGAUGAUGAUAAUGAUCUGGAACACAAUUGGCAAAAAACAAUGGAGAAUAUUUCUCAUCUGGAUCGACUGGAGGAUCUAGCAUUAUGGUUGAUGAUAUGGUCAGAAGCAUCCGUAUUACGAUUUUGUCCUGAAUUACUCUGUUUUAUUUUUUACUUGGCGAAACAAUUCAAACAACACUCCACCUCCUCUUCUUCUUCCUCUGAACUAUUCUAUUUGACAUCGGUGGUGACUCCUUUGUAUAUAUUUAUUCAAGAUCAAUCCUAUUAUCCAUCGAACAAGCAUACUGCAACGCGACAAUCAAAGGAACGUGAUCAUGCCCAAGUAAUCGGUUACGAUGAUAUUAAUCAAUUUUUCUGGUCUGCUUCUUCUAUCGCCACUUUACGUUCUACUCUACCAACUUCUUCUUCUUCUUCUGAUGGAUCUCAACUUCUGAUGGAUUACCCACCUCAUCAACGAUAUACAGCCCUCGGAUAUGUCCAAUGGAGUAACGCUUUCAAAAAAACUUUCAAGGAAAAACGUUCUUGGUUACACUUGGCUGUCAACUUUACUCGCAUUUGGAUUCUACAUAUUGUUUCCUUUUGGUAUUAUAUUGUUCCAAAUGUCUCUUUUCUCUAUCUCCACUCAACACAACAACGACAACAACAACAACAUUCAAUCAAUGAUGUAAUAAUCAACAAUGAGCUCGAUGAAAAGGAUAGACAACAUGAAUUGGCAGUCAUCAUCUCCAUCACUGCCUUAGGAGGUGCAUUGGCAACGAUUUUGGUUAUCUUUGGAAGUAUCAUGGAAUACAUGUAUGUCCCUCUGGUCAAUUGGAAACAAGUUGGGUUAUUGAUACGACGCUUGGUACUCUUGCUGAUUAUCCUGAUAGUGAAUGUUGCUCCCUCUGUGUAUUGCUGUUGGUAUGAUCGUGUCAGUCUUAUCGCGAAAGUCAUUGCGACGAUCCAAUUGCUCCUUGGUAUCGGUACUACAGUUUUUCUUGUCCUGACACCUCAAGCGCAGUUAUUGGUACCGACCAUUAGAAAAGAGCAUCCUUUUCUCGAAUUUUCUCCAUUACGUCGACAAGAUCGUAUAGUUUCCAUUGGUCUGUGGUCCUGUGUUUUUGGCUGCAAAUUACUUGAAUCCUAUUUCUUUUUAGCUCUCCCCUUCAAGGAUCCUUUACGAUUGGUGGCAGCAUUACACCUCGAAUGCACCACAUUUCUUUGUCAAGCCAUGCCUUUGAUCACCAGCGUAUUGAUGAUACUCACCGAAUUGAUCUUAUUUUUUCUCGAUACUUACCUAUGGUAUGUGAUCUGGAAUACCGUGUUUUCAAUUGUGCACUCCUUUUAUGUUGGUAUGUCCAUCCUGACCCCUUGGAGAAAUAUAUUCACAAGAUUGCCAAAAAGAAUUUAUGCCAAAUUGCUGGACCCUGAUUCUGAAGCAGCUGGUCAUCCAAAAACUAUGUGCUCUCAAAUUUGGAAUGCUCUGAUAUUGUCCAUGUUUCGUGAACAUUUAUUAUCUGCUGAUCAUGUUGCCAAACUUUUAUAUCAACAGAAUUCCAAAGAUGCUAAUUCGACUCUCAGUCCACCUACAUUCUUUGUCAGCCAACAAGAUAAAGCGUUCGACACAGAAUAUUAUCCUCCUGAAAGUGAAGCUGAACGUAGACUUCAAUUCCUUGCUUCCAGUCUCGCUUCACCCAUGCCUGAAGCUGUUCCUGUACCACAGAUGCCUACAUUCACUGUCAUGACACCGCAUUAUAGUGAAAAGAUUCUUCUCUCGUUACGUGAAAUCAUUCGUCAAGACAAUAAAGAUACUCGCAUCACUCUGUUGGAAUAUUUACGUCAUCUGUAUAACUUUGAAUGGAAUAACUUUGUGAACGAUACCAAGAUUAUGGCUGAAACUUCUCCUUCUUCUAUUCACUUGACUGCUCAAGAUCAAUGUCUUGCGGAUGAAGCUCUGGAUACAUCAUCAACGACAUCAUCGGAAAGAACAGCUACCAACUUAUCAUUCAACAACAAUGACAACAACAACAACAACAACAACAAGGCCGAUGAUUUGCCGUUUUAUUAUUUAGGAUUCAAGUCUGCUACUCCAGAGUAUACUCUUCGUACUCGUAUUUGGGCUUCAUUGCGUUCACAGACUUUGUAUCGUACCAUCUCUGGAUUUAUGAAUUAUCACAAAGCUAUCAAACUCUUAUAUCGUGUGGAAACUCCUGAACUUUUAAUGUAUCAUGAUGAAUCUCGAUUGGAAAAGGUCUUGGAUCGUAUGGCUAAUCGUAAAUUUCGGUUCCUGAUCGCCAUGCAACGCUAUUCGAUUUUUAGCCAAGAAGAACGCGACAAUUUGGAGUUCAUUUUUAGUAUCUACCCGAACUUGCAAGUGGCCUAUAUUGAAAAGGAAUCCAACGAAAACAACCAAGAAUCUUAUUAUUCUUGCUUGAUUGAUGGUCAUUGUGCUUUGAACGAACAAAACCAACGUAUUCCGAUCUAUCGUAUCCAGCUACCUGGUAAUCCUAUAUUAGGUGAUGGCAAAUCUGACAAUCAAAAUACUGCUUUGAUCUUCUACCGCGGCGAAUAUCUACAAUUGAUCGAUGCUAAUCAAGACAAUUAUUUGGAAGAAUGUCUCAAGAUCCGUAGUGUUCUUGGUGAAUUUGAACCUUUGUCAUCAUCUUCUUCUUCUUUUUCUCCUUAUGAUCUAUCUCAACAUUCAUCAGGUCCAGUGGCAAUUGUUGGUGCAAGAGAAUACAUUUUUUCGGAGAAGAUUGGCGUCCUAGGUGAUGUGGCUGCUGGGAAAGAACAAACUUUUGGUACUCUGACUCAACGUGUGAUGGCUACUAUUGGUGGAAAGUUGCAUUAUGGUCAUCCAGACUUUUUGAAUGCAGUCUUCAUGACAACACGUGGUGGUGUAAGCAAAGGACAAAAAGGACUUCAUCUGAACGAAGAUAUUUAUGCUGGAAUAAAUGCCUUUCAACGUGGUGGACGGAUCAAACAUGUGGAAUACUAUCAAUGCGCGAAAGGUCGUGAUCUUGGAUUUGCAUCAAUUCUGAAUUUCGUCACUAAAAUAGGAUCCGGUAUGGGUGAACAAAUGCUAUCGCGGGAAUAUUAUUACUUGGGUACCAAUUUACCUUUGGAUCGAUUUUUGACCUUCUACUAUGCUCAUCCUGGAUUCCAUAUCAAUAAUAUUUUUAUCAUGUUGGCUGUACAGAUGUUCUUACUUGUACUUUUAUUUAUCGGUGCUCUUCGUUUGCCAUUGACCUUAUGCUCUCAAGAAAAAAAGAAUGAUACCUCUUGUUAUGACCUGAUGCCUGUUUUUGAUUGGAUCAAACGUGUGGUACUUUCUAUAUUUGUCGUCCUCAUGGUAUCUCUUUUGCCACUCUUUCUUCAGGAAUUGAACGAACGUGGUUUCUGGCGUGCAUUGACUCGAUUGGGCAAGCAUAUGAUUUCCAUGUCUCCUCUAUUUGAAAUCUUUGUUACUCAAACUUAUUGUUACUCAAUCCUCAGCAACAUGACAUUUGGUGGUGCCAAAUACAUCGGAAGUGGUCGUGGAUUUGCCAUUACUCGUCACUCAUUUGCCACGUUAUACAUGCGAUUUGCUGAUUCAAGUCUUUAUAUGGGUGCACGUCAUGGAUUGAUCUUGUUAUUUGCAUCUUUGAUUGUAUGGAUGCCUCAUUUGAUCUAUUUCUGGGUCACAUUUAUUGCUUUGGUAUUAUCUCCCUUUGUAUUCAACCCACAUCAAUUCUCUAUGAUUGAUUUUUUGAUCGAUUACAAGCAAGUGCUGGAUUGGUUCUUUCGUGGUCAUGGCUCUGAUAGCAAGACAACGGCUACCUGGAUCUCUUUUUGUCGUCUAUCACGAAUGCGGAUGACCGGUAUCAAGCGUCAAGGUACAUCAUCGUCUAUAGCCACACCUCCAAGAGCAAAACGUAUGGGUGUCCUGUUUUCUGAAAUAUGUCUGCCAUUAGUGUACUGCUCCCUCUGUAUUACUGCUUAUCUGUUUGCUCAUGAUUCUUUCUCUGCUGAUGUUGAUCAACACGACAACGACAAAAUUAGGAUGAUCAAAGGAUUAUCUCGGAUUGGUCUUCUAGCGAUAGCGCCUUUAGUGAUGAAUGCGGGUUUAUUAUUGGCAUUGUUCUUCUUAUCUUUGCUGGUGAAUCCUUUUGUGUCUUUUGUGGGGAACAAAGAAAAAAGCAAAUGGGGUUCUACAAUGGCAGGAAUUGCACAUACAUGGGCUGUCAUGAAUCUCGUCGCUUGCUUUGGUAUGAUGUAUCUCUUGGAAAAUUGGAAAGUUCCAUCCUUACUCCUGGCACUGAUCGCUGUCUGUGCUACUCAACGCUUUAUUGUCAAACUGCUGACUCUAUGUCUCUCAAGAGAAUUCUACAAUGGACAAUGUAAUUUAGCUUGGUGGUCUGGUCGGUGGUAUGGAAGAAAGCUUGGAUGGCACAGUUUUAGUCAACCUCUUCGAGAAUACAUGUGUAAAAUUGUGGAAUGUACACACUUUGGUACCGAUUUUAUCCUUGUACAUAUGAUCCUGAUGGUUUUGUUUCUAUUUUGCUUGGUACCUUCCAUGGAUCGAUAUCAUACUUGGAUGAUGUUUUGGACAAUGCCUAAUCAGCAAGAACACACGAACACAGUAUACACAUUACGACAACAAAAAUAUCGACGACGGAUUGCUCUUUGGUAUGGACUUUUAUUCAUUCUGAUCAUAUUAGGCAUUUUGGCUAUCAUGGUCAUUCCUUUUGUUUUGGGUCCCCAUUUGGCACUUCCCUCUUCCUUCCCAUUCUUAGCCCACUUCCCUACCUUCAUUCAAUAGUAUCGUAUAUGGGAAAAGCAAUAUCAAAUUUCCGAAAUAAAAUAUCAGAUUUCCGACAUUUUACGGUUAAAAUGAAAUAAUAUUAUCCAAAGUCAAUUUUUUUUUAAAAAAGAAACAAGUUUAUUGUAAUAAAAAAGUAAAAAUCUC